UCGCGCUUCGCACGAAUUCAAAAAUUUCUCCUCCUCUCCAACUCCCGCCAUCAUUCCAAUAGUUGGAGGCUUGGAGACGAAACACGCCGCCAUCUGUGCCACCCCGCCACACGGCCCCAAUCUUUUUAAUUAAACCUAUAAUAUUAUCACCUUUUACACCAGUAAUUAAACCCUAAAAGAUUAUUUUAAAAAAAUAAUAACCGUCUCGGUAGGCCUUAAGGUCGUUGGCAAAUUUGGUCCUUGUACAAAACAAGAUCCCUUCCUUUCCUUGUCUAUGAAAAUUCCAAAUCAGCACUAAUUCCUCCGCCAACUUUUUUAUUACUCUAUUUUGUUUUUCCAUUUUUUUAAUCUCUUUUGCUAAAAUUAAGUCUUGAUAUUCGAACCUUCUUUCAGUGUUUUGUUGGAACUUGGAAGAUAACACAAAGCGGGAAGAAACGUGCUAAUUUUAUAGAUCCCUUCUUUAUUUUUGGUGCAUUGCAUCGAUUGGGAGUUUUUAGGGUUUUAAUCGGGAUUCCGGUGGGCGUGGUUUUCAAUUGCACAACCACCGACUUGAAUUUGGGGCAACCAAUUACGUUAAAAUUUUAUAGCUUCCUUCUUUUUUGUAUCAUUGCAUCGAUCGGGAGUUUUUUAGGGUUUUAAUCGGGAUUCCGGUGCGCUUGGUUUUCAAUUGCGCAAACACCGACUUGAAUUUGGGGCAACCAAUUACGUUAAAAUUUUAUAGCUUCCUUCUUUUUUGUUUCAUUAAAUCGAACGGGAGAUUUUUAGGGUUUUAAUUGGGAUUCGGUGCGCUUGGUUUUCAAUUGCGCAAACACCGACUUGAAUUUGGGGCAACAAAUUACGUUAAAAUAUUGUAGCUUCCUUCUUUUUUUGUUUCAUUGAAUCGAUCGGGAGAUUUUUAGGGUUUUAAUCCGGAUUCCAGUGCGUGGAUUUCAAUUGCGCAACUACCGACUUGAAACUUGAAUUUGGGGCAACCGAUUACGUUAAAUCUAGUGGGGUUUUGUUUCAAUGUGAAAUUAGGGUUUUGGUUGACGUGCCUAGACAGAUAGGGAGGAUAAUCAAACGGACGGGGAAUCUUGAAAUGCCGAGCAUGAAACGCUGCAAGAUGGAAGAAACGAGCCACGACUCCUACGAAGAAGAAAUUUACUACGAUUAUGACGUGAAUCCCAAGAGAUUAAAAUCGAAAGGUUAUUAUUCCUAUGGCGACUUCGAAGAUUUCAGCAGUGGCUCAGGUUAUUGGAGCAGAGAGGUGUUGUACCAGGCUGGUGAAUUGAAGUCGAAUUCAAUGAAUUUGAAUAAAGCAAAACAAUGUAAGAAAAGUUCCAAGAAGAAUUUUAAGCCUCCGUUGUUAAAAUUAUCUGGAGGAAGAACUCAAAUGCUUCCUUCCAGAUUCAACGAUGCCGUUCUUGGUUCAUCGAAAAAUGGAGAAUUGAAUGUCGAUUACACGGAUUCGAGCUUGGAGGAAGAUGAAUUUGAUGAGUCGAGAUAUAUGAAACUUAAGUUAGGAUAUGGAAGCUCCGACUUGUAUCUAAUUAGUAAAAGAAGAGAGGAAAGAGAAAUGGAUUACGUAGGGGUUAAUAGUAGUUUUGAUUAUGGAAAUUAUUUGAAUUUUUCUUUGGCAUUGCCAGACACUGAGGAGUUUGUGCCUAGGUAUAACACUUAUAAGGGUCUAGAAAGGUUGAGAAAAGAGAGAGCUGGAAAAAGGAAAGAUGUGUAUAAGCCUGAAGAUUUUGCUUUGGGUGGUAUAGUUUGGGCUAAAUGCGGGAAGAGAUACCCUACUUGGCCAGCUAUUGUGAUUGAUCCGAUAUUGCAAGCUCCUGAAGCCGUCUUAAGUUGUUGUGUUCCUGGUGCUAUUUGCGUUAUGGUUUUUGGUUACUCAAAAAUGGAACUCAGUGGGAUUAUGCGUGGGUGAAACACGGAAUGAUAUUCCCAUUUGCAAAAUUCAUGGACAGAUACCAGGGAUAGACCCAGUUUUACAAGUGGAAACAAAGUGAUUUUCAGAUGGCACUGGAGGAGGCAGUUUUAGCAGAAAAUGUUUUCCUGGACUCAGGCCAUGAAAGCCAGCAA
Durio zibethinus is the source of this 2064-nucleotide messenger RNA. The record is from RefSeq and is a predicted model, not a curated record. Lineage: Eukaryota; Viridiplantae; Streptophyta; Magnoliopsida; Malvales; Malvaceae.